This is a messenger RNA of Eriocheir sinensis (Chinese mitten crab), 2566 nucleotides long. Its product is annotated as titin-like. The record is from RefSeq and is a predicted model, not a curated record. The coding region runs from base 47 to 2386 and encodes 779 amino acids. The transcript is spliced from 2 exons. Lineage: Eukaryota; Metazoa; Arthropoda; Malacostraca; Decapoda; Varunidae.
GUCUUCUUAAUUUCAUAAACUUUCAAUAAACUUUCAAUCAACAACUAUGAACCUUCUUGUAGUCGGCACCAUCUUCAUCGUGCUGGGGCUGGGGCCCCUCGUUGACGCCACCGGGGUGGCGGGGCUCCGGGGGCUCCCGGAGGACGAGACCUCGUGUCUCGCGGUGGUGAAGGCCGCUCUGGCCGAGUACCGGGUACUCUACGAGCAGGGCCUUAAAGAUUCCCCAAAUUUGAUGGAUGCAAAGAGCGAUGUUCCGCAGAAAGCAGUACCAACAGAGGAACAUAAGGAGAUUAUGCCAGCCAAUAUAACGAAUGGAGGCUUAGUUACAGAGAAGAAAGAACAACUUUCUCCACAGGAAAGCACUAUUGUGACAUCUGUGGAAAGGAAGAAUGUUACAGAAAAGGGUGAUGGACUUCAGAAAGUAGAACGAACCGAGGAAAUAAAGGAGAUUAUGCCCGGCAAUAUAACGAAUGAAGUGUUAGUAAAACAGAAAGAAGAACAACUUUCUCCACAGGAAAGCACUAUUGUGACAUCUGUGGAAAGGAAGAAUGUUACAGAAAAGGAUGAUGGACUUCAGAACGUAGAACGAACACGGGAAAUAAAGGAGAUUAUGCCCGGCAAUAUAACGAAUGAAGUGUUAGUAAAACAGAAAGAAGAACAACUUUCUCCACAGGAAAGCACCAAGGUGACAUCUGUGGAAAGGAAGAAUGUUACAGAAAAGGGUGAUGGAAAAGAUGUCGAGAAAGAAACUGUAAUUCAAAAAGAAGUCGAAAAGAAUGUGUGUGAUAGCGACAUCAAAGAGGUUCGUAACGAAAAACAUCUGAAUGAAACAAUUGAAGACUUGAAACACCAAGUUGAUGACGUGAAAAACAAGAUUAAGGAAGAAAAAGAAAAGGCUGAAGAAACAAAUGCUACGCGUAGCCCAUGCGUCGUAAAAGAACCAAGUGCUGCCCCUGUCAUUCAAGAUGGUAAAGUCGUUGAAAAGAUAGUCCCUGCUGUGACGCCGGCGAAGGUUGCUGAAAAGAUCCAUCCCACGAUGACGGAAGGAAAAGUCCCCGUUGUGACAAAAGAGAAGGUUGUUGAGCAGGCUGCCCCUUCGGUGACAGAGGAGAUCGUAAGCAUCUCUAAGGAGCAAGAAAAAGUCCCUGUUAUGGCAGAAGAGAAGAAGGUUAUUGAAAAGAUUAUCCCCUCGGUGACAGAAGGAAAAGUCCCGGUAGUCCCUCAACAGGAGGUUGUUGAAAAAGUUGCCCCAUCGCCGACAGAAGAAAAAGUUCCUGUUGUGACACAAGAAAGGGCUAUUGAGCAGAAUGCCCCACAAGAAAGGGUUAUUGAACAGGCUGCCCCACAAGAAAGGGUUAUUGAACAGGCUGCCCCACAAGAAAGGGUUAUUGAACAGGCUGCCCCAGAGGAAAAGGCUACUGAACAGGCUGCCCCUACAGCCACAGAAGAGAUUGUCACUGUUUCUAAAGAGAAAGAAGAAGUCCCUGUUGUAACAGAGGAAAAGGUUCCCGUUGUGACAAAUGAGACAGUUAUUGAAAAGAUUACUCCUACGGUGACAGAAGGAAAAGUCCCGGUAGUCCCUCAACAGGAGGUUGUUGAAAAGAUUACUCCUACGGAGACAGAAGGAAAAGUCCCGGUAGUCCCUCAACAGGAGGUUGUUGAAAAGAUUACUCCUACGGAGACAGAAGGAAAAGUCCCGGUAGUCCCUCAACAGGAGGUUGUUGAAAAGAUUACUCCUACGGAGACAGAAGGAAAAGUCCCGGUAGUCCCUCAACAGGAGGUUGUUGAAAAGAUUCAUCCUACGGUGACAGAAGGAAAAGUCCCGGUAGUCCCUCAACAGGAGGUUGUUGAAAAAGUUGCCCCAUCGCCGACAGAAGAAAAAGUUCCUGUUGUGACACAAGAAAGGGCUGUUGAGCAGAAUGCCCCACAAGAAAGGGUUAUUGAACAGGCUGCCCCUACGGCGACAGAAGAGAUUGUCACUGUUUCUAAAGAGAAAGAAGAAGUCCCUGUUGUUGUAACAGAGGAAAAGGUUCCCGAUGUGACAAAUGAGACAGUUAUUGAAAAGAUUACUCCUUCCGUAACAGAAGAAAAAGAUGCCAAUCAACGGAAGGUUGUUUCUUACGAAGAUGCUACAGAAAAUCAGGAAAAUCAAGUUACUGGAGAUGAGGAAACGGACAAAACUGAAUUGAAGUUUAUCGUCACCAUACAAGAGAGAAUAGUCCGUGAACAGACUGUCUCGAUCAUACCCGUCAUGGACAAGGGCGCCAACAAAAGAGCGAAUGGAAAAUUGGUGAAAAAAGCAAUGAAAAGAGUAGCCAAGAAGGUGGCCCGUGCUGUGCUUGAAGAACUAUCCAGGGAACACAACACAGAUGGGGAGGGACAGUAGCAGCAGAAGCUGUAACCAGUGUGAGGGGAUAGGCUGCCACUUUCCACCAAACCGACAGUCACCACCACCAAAAUGUCCCCUCAGCACCCAGCUGCUUGCGAUGGGAUCCCAAAACUAAGUUCCCUAAGAAAGUGUUCCGUAUUUACUUGUCUUUUCUUAUUCCGUGUCUAUCUAUCUUAC